GUCUCAAUGCCUCCCAACAAUGUGACUGAAUUUGUUCUCCUGGGAUUCACACAGAAUCCACACUCGCAGAAAAUGCUCUUCAUUGUCUUUUUGCUCAUUUUCCUGUUUACCGUGUUGGCCAACCUGCUCAUUGUCAUCACCAUUUCCCUCAGUCCCACACUUUCUGCUUCCAUGUACUUCUUUCUCAUGCACUUGUCCUUCAUAGAUGCCUCCUUCAGCUCUGUCACCACCCCCAAAAUAAUCACUGACCUGCUGCACUGGAGGAGAACCAUCUCCUGGGGUGGCUGCCUGACUCAGCUCUUCAUGGAGCACUUCCUGGGAGCGUCAGAGACCAUCGUUCUCACUGUCAUGGCCUAUGACCGCCACGUGGCCAUCUGCAAGCCUCUGCACUACACGGCCAUCAUGCGACAGGGGCUCUGCCAGCUCCUGGUGGUGGUGGCCUGGACUGGGGGGAUCCUGCAUGCCAUGGUGCAGAUUCCUUUCACCAUGGACUUGACCUUCUGUGGCUCAAAUCUUAUUGACCACUUUAUGUGUGAUUUCUUCUCACUGUUAAAACUAUCCUGCAGCCACACCUGCACACUUGGAAUUGUGGUGGCAGCUAACACAGGGGGCAUGUGCUUUCUCAUCUUUGUCCUGCUUCUCAUCUCCUACAUAGUCAUCCUGAACUCCUUGAAAUUCCACAACUCUAAAGGACGACACAAAGCCCUCUCUACAUGUGGCUCCCACUUUACAGUAGUGGUACUCUUUUUUGCCCCUUGUAUAUUCACCUACAUGCGUCCUGUGGCUACUUAUCCUGUGGACAAAUUUGUGGCUAUGUUCUUUGCAAUCCUCACUCCCAUGUUAAAUCCUAUCAUAUACACAGUUAGAAAUGCAGAGGUGAAAAAUGCAGUGAAAGUUUUGCUGACUAGGAGAGUAACUUAG
This is a messenger RNA of Cervus elaphus (red deer), 921 nucleotides long. Its product is annotated as olfactory receptor 140-like. The coding region runs from base 7 to 921 and encodes 304 amino acids. Gene Ontology annotation, biological process: G protein-coupled receptor signaling pathway. NCBI's taxonomy places the organism in Eukaryota, Metazoa, Chordata, Mammalia, Artiodactyla, Cervidae. The record is from RefSeq and is a predicted model, not a curated record. The transcript has a single exon. Gene Ontology annotation, molecular function: olfactory receptor activity; G protein-coupled receptor activity. Gene Ontology annotation, cellular component: membrane.